CAGAAUCAGCGCCGGCUCGAGUUACCGCAUCCUCGCUGCCUCCCGGGGCGUCUCUGGCCCCGUCGAGGCUCCGCCCGCGUCUCUGGCCGUGGUGGCGGCUGCGGCGGGGCGGCGCAGCUCACGCCCAGCAUCUCUUCUCUCCGCUCGCCUUGCUACACUUGCCAACGCUCAUUGCCCACUCGUUACCCCUCCUCCCUGCCCGCCUCCUGCCCGGGACUUCGGGAGACUUUCCAGCAGCUUUUAGGACCUUUUUUUGCAACCCGAGGGACGGGACACCCCAGAGCUGCAACCGCGUCCGCUGGAUCCAGCUUCGAUUCGUGUUUUCCCUCUCGCUUCCUCCGGUUUCCCCCUUCUCGGACCUUCUGCGAAAGUCCCGGGGGUGCUCCGGGAAUAAACCGACGCCGCGUCGCGAGGAGGAGACGUCGGGAAAGAGCGGCGGGAGCCGCCGGGGCGGUGGCCGAGCUCCAGCAGGCUCCAGGGACCCGGUGGGGAGAAGCGGACUCGAGGACGCUGUGAGGUCUCCCCGGAGAAGGUCCCCGACCCCCGGGUGCACGUCCAGGGGGAGGAGGAGAGGGCAGAGACGGCGUCGCGGGCCCCGCCGCCCCCAGCGGGUGCAGCCGGGAGCAUGGAGCGCGCUCGCCUCGGAACCCCCGCGGGUCCCGCGGCGUUUAUGCAGCGUAGCCGCCCCUGGGGGCCACCGUGGCUGCCGGCCGGGCCGCUGAUGCUGGCCGCGCUGUGCCUGCUCUGCGCGCCGGCCGCCCGCGCCGCCGCCUGCGAGCCGGUGCGCAUCCCGCUGUGCAGGUCCCUGCCCUGGAACAUGACCAAGAUGCCCAACCACCUGCACCACAGCACGCAGGCCAACGCCAUCCUGGCCAUGGAGCAGUUCGAGGGCCUGCUGGGCACCCACUGCAGCCCCGACCUGCUCUUCUUCCUCUGCGCCAUGUACGCGCCCAUCUGCACCAUCGACUUCCAGCACGAGCCCAUCAAGCCCUGCAAGUCGGUGUGCGAGCGCGCGCGGCAGGGCUGCGAGCCCGUCCUCGUCAAGUACCGCCACGCGUGGCCCGAGAGCCUGGCGUGCGAGGAGCUGCCGGUGUACGACCGCGGCGUGUGCAUCUCUCCCGAAGCCAUUGUCACCGCCGACGGAGCGGAUUUUCCUAUGGAUUCUAGUAAUGGGAACUGCAGAGGAGCAAGUGGUGAACGCUGCAAGUGUAAACCCAUCAGAGCUACACAGAAGACCUAUUUCCGAAACAAUUACAACUAUGUCAUUCGUGCUAAAGUUAAAGAGGUAAAGAGCAAGUGCCAUGAUGUGACUGCAGUAGUGGAGGUGAAAGAGGUACUAAAGGCUUCUUUGGUCAACAUUCCAAGGGACACUGUAAACCUUUACACCAGCUCUGGCUGCCUGUGCCCACCACUUAAUGUUAAUGAGGAAUAUGUCAUCAUGGGCUAUGAAGAUGAGGAACGUUCCAGAUUACUGUUGGUGGAAGGUUCUAUUGCUGAGAAAUGGAAGGAUCGCCUAGGUAAAAAAGUUAAGCGUUGGGAUAUGAAGCUCCGUCAUCUUGGACUGAGUAAAAGUGAUUCCAGCCACAGUGAUUCCACUCAGAGUCAGAAGUCUGCAAGAAACUCUCACCCCAGGCAAGCACGCAACUAAAUCCUGAACUGCAGAGAGAACAUCUGUGGGAUUUCUAUUAAGACUUGUAUUGCUCGACUAGCAAAGGAAAAUUGCACGAUUGCACGUCAUAUUCUACUUUUUUUUUAAACCACAAAGAACCAUGUGGUAACUGAUAUAACGUCUAUUUUCUUUCAUUUUCUGCUUUUCCUCCCCCUCUCCACACUCCACUUUUUUGUGGUCUCGGUGCAGAACCUUAGGUAUAUCUAUUUCAUGUAUCAUGGGAAAUUAUUCUUUUCAACAAUAAUAAAUUAAAUACAUUGGUAUCUAGGCCUCUGUGAUGGAGAAUAAAUGUGAAGUUACAGUUCUGCACCCAGAUUGGAAUGCAAUUUUGGAGCAGAGAGAUUUCUGGCAUACAAAGAAAGCUUGAUACACUGUAAAAUAUACUCUGCUGAUCUAAUUACAGCCUAAUUUUCACAUGCCUUUUGGGCAUUCUCACGCUUGCAAACCCUAAAUGUUUAUAAAGGUAAAAUGGCAGUUUGAAAUCAAAUGCCACACAGGCAAAGCAAUCAAGCAUUAGGAAGCAUUUAGGAAGAAACUAUACACAAGAUGAGUUAUUUGCAAGAUUGGCAGGAAGCAAAAUAAGUAGGAGCUGGAGAAAGAAAAUUUUGCCUGAUUGAGAAGAACAACUAAAAGCAGUAGCUGUUGGAGCAUAAACAGUAGCAUUUUUCUUUUGGCACUGCAUUUGAUUUGUUUAUGAAUAUGCUAAUCAGCAGUAGAGGAUCACAUUAUAACUAGACAUCUGCUGUUAUCAGCAUAGCUCGUAGAAUUUGCUUCCUUUUAAAGAAACUCAUGGGUGUUAUAAGAAAUAGGGCUGGAGAGAUAGUACAGCAGGUAGGGUACUUGCUUUGCAUGUGGUCCACCUGGGUCCAAUCCCUGGCAUCCCAUACAGUCUCCCAAGUCCACUAGGAGUGAUCACCAAACACAGAGCCAGGAAUCAGUCCUGAGCACUGGGUGUGGCCCCAAACAAAACAAUCUAACUUGCUACGUUGAUCAGGGGGGAAAGUACAUAUGCAUUUGCAUCAGAAUUUUUAAGAAAAAAUCAUGCAGCUCUAUAAGGUGCUUUAGUGCACUGACCUGCACUUUAGCAUUUGAAUUUGUGCUGUUUAAUGCUCAACAAAAUGCCUAGUAAAGGAAUUAUGGCUGUCAGGAGAGAUGUUAUUCUGAUGCUUGAACCAAAUGCAUAUUCUCAUUAUCCAAGCUGCAGGAGGAUCUCCAGAGACCAGGAGGACAAACAAUUCUUUCACUUCCUUCCUCCAGCAGUGUUCUUUAGAGCCUGUGCUAAUCAUCUGCAAGUCUUAUUUCCUUCCAUUUUCAUGUUUGAUAUUAGUGGAACCAAAUUUCCAAGCUAUGAAAUGCUGAAAAUAAAAUCCUGAUGAAGCAAA
This is a messenger RNA of Sorex araneus (European shrew), 3051 nucleotides long. RefSeq names its product frizzled related protein (gene FRZB). Gene Ontology annotation, biological process: canonical Wnt signaling pathway; non-canonical Wnt signaling pathway. Gene Ontology annotation, molecular function: Wnt-protein binding. The record is from RefSeq and is a predicted model, not a curated record. The transcript is spliced from 6 exons. Lineage: Eukaryota; Metazoa; Chordata; Mammalia; Eulipotyphla; Soricidae. The coding region runs from base 626 to 1648 and encodes 340 amino acids. Gene Ontology annotation, cellular component: cytoplasm.